AUGACGUUAGAAAACCACAAGAACGAUAAAUCACUAGCCAUUGAAGUCAAUGACCUCACAUAUGAAUUCCCUCGAGGAAAUAAUAGUAGUAGCGCACCAUUGAAAAUCGGUUUGCAAGAUAUUACCCUUCAAAUACCAUGGGGCACCACCAAUUUGAUCAUAGGUCCCAACGGAGCUGGGAAAUCAACUUUAUUACGUAUACUCGCCGGUAAAACAUUGAUCAAAAAGGGCAAAUUGAAAAUUGGUGGAUUUGAUCCGUUUGAAUUUUCGACUGGAGAACGACACUAUAACGCCGAUAUCAACAAUUACAUUACCUAUUUGGGCACAGAAUGGAUUACAAAUUCUGUGAUCAAACGAGAUAUACCUGUCAACCUUUUGCUCAGCUCAAUUGGAGGUGAGAUUUAUGAAGAACGUAGAAACUUAUUGAUUGGUAUAUUGGAUAUUGACCCGUCGUGGUCCAUGAUUAGUUUAUCAGAUGGAGAAAGAAGACGUGUUCAAAUAGCCAUGGGAUUAGUCAAGCCUUGGAAAUUAUUGCUCUUGGAUGAAGUUACUAUUGAUUUGGACGUUGUUGUGCGACUGAAGUUGUUGAAUUAUUUAAAACUGGAGUGCUUUAAUCGAAAUUGUACUGUUGUGUAUGCCACCCAUAUAUUCGAUGGGCUAGGCAAUGAAUGGUGUGAUCGAUUGUUGCAUAUUGAUUCAGGGUUGUUAUUAAAUGAUAUAAAGAUGAAUCAAGUUGAGUUCAAAAGUAAUGCGGACAGAGAUGUUAGCAUUGAACAUGAUAAAAUUGCCAUAACAAAAUCCAAUACCUUGCACCCGUUGGCAUUACAUUGGUUAUCUGAGGAUUUAAAUAGGCGUGGCCUGAGACAAGAUGAAAAAGAAAAGAUACGCAAGAGACAUAACGAUUGGGUCAAUUCUCGCGAUGGGUCCUAUUUUGAUGCCAGUGAUGAUAAGUUGAAGCAGUAUUUUAAGAACACUCGAAGUGAAAGGUAA
Lodderomyces margitis is the source of this 990-nucleotide messenger RNA. It is a transcript of the gene CAF16, whose product is annotated as putative ATP-binding cassette family ATPase. The coding region runs from base 1 to 990 and encodes 329 amino acids. Gene Ontology annotation, molecular function: ATP hydrolysis activity; ATP binding. The transcript has a single exon. The record is from RefSeq and is a predicted model, not a curated record. Lineage: Eukaryota; Fungi; Ascomycota; Pichiomycetes; Serinales; Debaryomycetaceae.